Molecule: messenger RNA, 1756 nt
Organism: Ailuropoda melanoleuca (giant panda)
Lineage: Eukaryota; Metazoa; Chordata; Mammalia; Carnivora; Ursidae
Gene: POLG2
Product: DNA polymerase gamma 2, accessory subunit
Exons: 8
Coding region: 261-1718 (485 amino acids)
Biological process (GO): mitochondrial DNA replication
Cellular component (GO): cytoplasm; mitochondrion
Source: RefSeq, a predicted model, not a curated record
AAAAAAAAAAAGACCUAACAACUAGAGGGGCCGGUCUAGAUGGAGGCGAGAAACGGUAGGAGGUCUGCAUCUGCCCUAGCAACUGGGCCAGGCCUGUGGCGGCUGCAGCCGGAACCCGGUGACGCGCUUCCGUGGGUGUGGUCGGCCGCGCGCACGGUCACUUCCGUCGCGUUUGCGCAGUUGGCUCCCGGGCUCACGUUUGUGGCGUUUCCCCGCGGUCCACCAGUUAUUGGGAUUGUGCUCUUUAACUUCCGCGGGCGAUGCGUUCUGGUGCAGCGGUCAGGGCCUGCCAGAAAGUCUGCAGGUGCCUGUUGUCUGGGUUUGGAGGUCGAGUGGAUGGGGGACAGCCUGAACCGUUAAUGGAAGGGAGUAGCCCUUUCGGAGUGCCCCUGAGGUCGCACGCGGAACUGCCUCGGGGGAGCGAGCCGACCGAAGCCCCCGAGUCCGGUGAGGGGAGCGAGGAGCUGUUAGAGAUCUGUCAGAGAAGGCAUUUCUUCAGUGGCAGCAAGCGGCAGCUUAGCCGACAUUCUCUUAUGAGCGGGUGCCACCCCGGCUUUGGCCCCUUGGGCAUAGAAUUGCGGAAGAACCUGGCAGCAGAAUGGUGGUCCUCGGUGGUGGUGUUCAGGGAGCAGGUCUUCCCGGUAGAUGCCCUCCAUCAUGAGCCUGGCCCUACGCUGCCCGGGGACAGUGCCUUCAGGUUAGUUUCAGCAGAAACUGUACGCGAAAUCUUGCAAGACAAAGAGCUGAGUAAGGAACAGCUAGUAGCAUUUCUUGAAAACUUGCUAAAAACUUCUGGGAAGCUACGGGAGAGCCUUCUUCACGGUGCUUUGGAGCACUAUGUUAAUUGCCUGGAUCUGGUAAACAAGAGGCUACCUUAUGGCCUUGCUCAGAUUGGAGUGUGUUUUCAUCCUGUUUCUGAUACUAAGCAGACACCUGAUGGUGUUAAAAGAAUCGGUGAGAAGACUGAAGCGUCACUGGUUUGGUUUUCUUCAGCAAGAACUGCAGGCCAGUGGCUUGAUUUUUGGUUACGUCAUCGACUCCUAUGGUGGAGAAAGUUUGCUGUGAGUCCGUCUAACUUCAGCAGCAGCGAUUGUCAGGACGAAGAGGGACGAAAAGGAAACCAACUUUAUUACAAUUUCCCAUGGGGAAAGGAGCCAAUAGAGACCCUGUGGAAUCUAGGAGACCGUGAACUUUUACACAUGUAUCCUGGAAAUGAGUCUCAAUUACACGGCCGAGAUGGACGAAAAAAUGUGGUUCCAUAUGUUUUAUCUGUUAAUGGAAAUCUAGACCGAGGUGUGCUGGCUUACCUCUAUGAUUCUUUCCAGCUCACAGAGAACUCCUUUACAAGGAAGAAGAAUCUUCAUAGAAAGGUACUUAAACUUCACCCUUGUUUAGCCCCUGUUAAGGUUGCUUUGGAUGUGGGAAGAGGCCCAACGGUGGAAUUAAGACAGGUCUGUCAAGGGUUAUUUAAUGAAUUACUAGAAAAUGGAAUUUCUGUGUGGCCUGGUUAUACGGAAACUGUGCAGUCCUCAUUGGAACAGCUUUAUUCAAGAUAUGAUGAAAUGAGUAUCCUGUUCACAGUUUUGAUUACCGAAGCUACUUUGGAGAAUGGGUUAAUACAUCUGAGAAGUAGAGACACCACAAUGAAGGAAAUGAUGCAUAUAUCCAAAGUAAAAGACUUUUUAAUCAAGUACAUAUCAUCAGCUAAGAAUGUAUAGAUUUUAAUAUUUGUGUAAUAAAUAUUCUCCUUUCCUAA